Messenger RNA from Eurytemora carolleeae, 673 nucleotides. RefSeq lists its product as uncharacterized. The transcript is spliced from 2 exons. Lineage: Eukaryota; Metazoa; Arthropoda; Copepoda; Calanoida; Temoridae. The coding region runs from base 49 to 465 and encodes 138 amino acids. The record is from RefSeq and is a predicted model, not a curated record.
AUCCUAAUUCUGGUUAGAGCACAGUUCGUCCUCAACCCUUCUCCAAGAAUGUAUAGAACAGUUCUCUCUCUUCUCCUGGUCCCAGGACUAAUCCUUGUCUCGGCAAAUGAUUUAGAAAACUCUGUAAUUGAGUUUCCAAGUAUAGCUGGAUUCGAUGAUACAUCUGUUGUUGGAGUACUUUUUAACACAGGGAAGAAUCUAAGCGAGUAUAUUCUAAAUGAAUCUCUGAACGGACUCCGAUAUCCCUUCAAGCUGCUCUCAGAUUUCGCCGAGGUCGUGGCCGCCGAUCACAAGAAUCUUGGGGAGAAGGGGGUGGCGAUCAUCAAGCUGUUUGUGAUGAGGGUCGAGAAGGGAGCCACGUACCAUCUCCACUACAUGCAGAUGAUCUUCCAGAUCUUUUACAAGAUGAUCAUAAACAUCGUGGCUCUCAUCCCGGGCUCAGAUAGUUUGCAACCACUCUUGUAAAUAAUUACAUUUGUGUUCUGACAUUUGUUGUUUUAUUUUAAUGAAUGUUAUGAAUUUGAUAAAAUGUACUCAAAGUUUUGUCCGCCGGUGAAAUCACUAAAUUGUAUAAAUUGUAAUGUAAAAUUCUUAUUCACUAAAUAUAUUUUUUUUUGACAAAAAGGUCUGUAACAUAUUUUGUUUAUACUUUCCUUGAAUAAAUGGUUUAAUU